Molecule: messenger RNA, 3044 nt
Organism: Lates calcarifer (barramundi perch)
Lineage: Eukaryota; Metazoa; Chordata; Actinopteri; Centropomidae
Gene: clybl
Product: citrate lyase beta like
Biological process (GO): regulation of cobalamin catabolic process
Molecular function (GO): (S)-citramalyl-CoA lyase activity
Source: RefSeq, a predicted model, not a curated record
CAUCGGGGAACUACUUAUGCAGCCAAUCGCUACUUGCUCGUUUGGCGCGUCAUCGAAGCAAACAUGGCGGCGCACAUGACCAAAGCAGUGAAACGACUUCUACCACUGGAGAACGGUUGGCUCCGGCCCACAGCCUGGCAGUGGUAUACCAAAGCACGGUGUCAUCGCCAUCACUCUGCAGGCCCCUCGCUGCGCUACAUACCCCGCAGGGCAGUUCUCUACUGCCCCGGCAACGAUGAGCGGAAAUUGAGGAAGCUAGCCUCGUUGGAUGUUGACUGUGCUGUUUUGGACUGCGAGGAUGGUGUAGCCCUCAGCAAAAAGGCAGAGGCCAGAGAGACCAUUCCCAAGAUGUUAGUGGAGCUGGAUCUGGGCCGAACAGAGAAGUGUGUGAGGGUGAACUCGGUGUCCAGUGGCUUAGCUGAAGCUGACCUGGAGGUCAUCCUGCAGGCUGAAGUUCUCCCUCCUGCCAUCAUGUUACCCAAAGUGGAGGACACUCAGGAGGUGCAAUGGUUUGUUGACAGGUUUCAGCACAACUUGAAAGGACGGGCGCUGACAGAACCCAUUCGCCUGGUCACCUUUGUGGAAACCGCUGUGGGCCUGCUCAAUUUUAAGGCGGUGUGUGAGGAAAUCCGUCGACUUGCUCCCGAGGCUGGUCUUCACCAUGACGGCGUGGUGUUCGGCUCUGAUGACUUCUGUGCCAGCAUAGGUGCCACGCGGACUGCAGAUGCCAGGGAGCUCCUUUACGCCAGGCAGAAGGUGGUUGUGACAACCAAAGCAUUUGGGCUACAGGCUAUCGACCUGGUCUACAUCGACUAUAAAGAUGUGGAGGGGCUGAGGCGGCAGGCCAGAGAGGGAGCUCUCAUGGGCUUUACAGGUAAGCAGGUUAUCCACCCAGGGCAGAUCCAGGCUGUACAAGAGGAGUUCUCCCCAAGUCAGGAGAGGAUCCAGUGGGCCAAAGAGCUCAUCGCUGCUUUUGACCAACAUCAAAAGGAGGGCAAGGGUGCUUUCACCUUCCGCGGCAGCAUGAUUGACAUGCCCUUGCUGAAGCAGGCACAGAACAUCAUAACGCUCUCCGCUGCAGUGCCAGGGAAGUAACACGAUUCGGGAGACGAAACGGGAGGAGCCACACGGCUAAACCCUGACGGGAGAGAGGUCAAAGGAAAUUGGAAAUGUUGCGGGUCUCGUGACAAAAAGUAGCAUGUCAAAAACUGAUAAACUUUGUUGCCUGACAUGAGAGAUCAGUGGAAAUUUUGGGUUUUAAUUUAAGGUUUUAAUAAUUGUUUAAAUAUUUUCAUGAAAUUCAUGUGUUUGUUAUACUAGUUUGCAGUGAAGUUUUACUUUUGCUGCUGAGAUUCAAUUUAUAUUAUGACUGCACCUUGGGAUAUAUUCAACACUACAAAUUUUGCACACAGCGAAGAACAACAGCAAACCUUUGGAAGCUGAGCGUCAACGAUUGUUGCCCUGUGUGGAAACUUUCUUGGCACUCCUCUGCAGCGUGUGUGCCAUCAUGUCACUCUUCAGUGUGUGUGUGCCCCAUGCCUCCCAUCUCUCCUAGGUCAUGAUGAAUGCUCUUGCAUCUCCGCGGUCCAGGCAGCUGGGCGAAAGGGUAAACAAACACAACAACCCACUGUUGUGGAUCUAUUCAUUGGGCCCCAGUCUUCCAGUCAGGCCUCAGCCCCCCUGCCCAGGGCCUGACUCACAAACAUCAAAGUCCUGCUCACUGAAAAAAAAAAAAAAAAACCCACAGAUGGAAGUGCAUAAACUCACAAUUUAGCUUUUUUUGUGUGUGUGUGUGUGUCAGCCUCCUUAGUUAACACACACCGCUCGCUCUGUGGCAGCUGUGAGCCUGUGGUCUUGAUGGAGAAGGCGUGUGGCGUCAGGCACACCAUGACCUGUGCACAAAAUAAACACUGCGUACAUACACAUGUAGCAGUAUUCUUUAUGUGAUCUCUCAUUUAACCCAGAGAGUUCAACUUGGAUUUUCAGCUGUUUUAUAUCGGCGCCUUCAAAAACAGCCUCAUUUUUAUUACGAAUGAUAAAUGGUCUCAUUUGUAAAAAAAAAAAAAAAAAAAAUGACCUCUUAAACGAGUUCAGUAAAGUAGUUUGUUGUGCUGUCACAAAUGAAAGCACAAUGGGGCUCUGUGGAGCGCUUGUGCACAUCUGACUUCCAGAGACAGUAAAGUGGGUGUGAUGUUCAAGUGAGACAGAGACCAGAGGCCAUGUUGCUCCAGCAGACCAGGACUGAGGCUUUGUCUCUCUGAGUGUGGAUGGGAGGAUAAUUGGGGGGGUGUUGAAUGGUUAAUAGUGCCAUUGGUGACCAUGGUAAUGAAAGGCACCAUACCUCCCCUACCCACCUCAUCUCUCUCUCUCUCUCUCUCUCUCUCUCUCUCUCUCUCUCUCUCUCUCUCUCUCUCUCAUACUGUAUGAUCUAUUGUGUCUGGGGCAGGACUGUGGUCUGUGCCAGGCCAGGCCAGACAAAAAAAGAUCGAAACCACUCCUGCACCCAGCCAAAAGACCCGAACAGUAAGCUGUCUCUUUGGCAUUUGGCCACAUAUUUCUCUCACCCCUGGUUCACUUUUUUUCUGUCAUGAAUUCACAUUUGGCUUGUUUGUUUGUUUUCACUCAAUCUACUAUUAUACCCUGAGGUUGGUGGACAAAAUUGCUAUUAUGUGUGACUUUCAUUAAAUGGAUCCACAAACGUUUGGGGAGAGCCAUUUUGUGCAAUGUUCUGCAGAGCCAUAUCACCAUCAGCCAUCUAGAACUUUGAUGACUUAAAUGGUAAAAUAUUUACAGAUGUUUCUUCUUCUUGUCACUUACAGAAUUCGAAGAUUGUUAGUAGUCUGUAUUAAUUGCUAAAAUCAUAAUAUAUAUCCUGUUUUGUUUGUUUUUGCCAUUAAAGGAAGCUAUGAGGAUUUUGAUUUGAAAACUUUGCUGUGACUUUAUGAAAUUGUAUUCAUUUAUCAUUUGUUACAGCUGAAUUUUGUUGCAGUCCAGUCUGAAAUGAAUGAAGAACAAGUUUCAGGAUUAAAAAAAAGUCAACUUCA